GUGUGGCUGAAAAAAAUGUAAAAUACCGAAUCCUCGUUUAUAAUCUUUUCUUUUUUUUGCGUUUAUUUCUUUAAUUAUUAUUAUUAUCUAUAAUUUCGCAUCGAUCUACUCAAGUAGUACCUUACCAGUGAUCGGUGAGAAUAACAAAAAAAUUAUCUAGUUUUAUUAGUCGGGAGAAAAAAAAGUGCUGAAGAAACAUCAGCAACAUAAUCAUGCCGCCCAACGCGUCAAGCGCAACGUCGAGCGUCCAGGAAGAAUGCGACGGUUUAACGGCGCACUUGGACUGCCCGAAGGAGUUGCAAGCGAAAAUUGUCGCCGAGACAAAGGCCAUAAACAAACAGCUGGGCAUCGAGGACAAAGUUGAGAGAAAAAGAGGAUUUUUGGACUUUGGAACGAAAAUAAUAUGGCAGAACGCCAUCGCCAUUACGAUCUUUCACAUUUUGGCUUUCUAUUAUUUUUUGACAUUCCCAUUCCGGAAACAUUUGGGAUUGUUCUUUUGGGGUUACAUAAUGGGUCUGAUCGGAGGGUUCGGAGUGACUGGCGGCGCUCACCGAUAUUGGACGCACAGAACUUACAAGGCGAAUCUGCCAAUGCGCGUGAUUCUGAUGCUCAGCUACUGCAGUGCCGGUCAAAACAGCAUCUACGACUGGGUGAGGGAUCACCGAGUGCAUCACAAGUUCUCGGAGACCGACGCUGAUCCGCACAACAGCAAUCGCGGCUUCUUCUUCGCCCACGUCGGCUGGCUAAUGCUGCGCAAGCAUCCCGAGGUGAUCAGAAAAGGACGCGAGGUUGACAUGAGCGACGUGCUCGCCGAUCCCGUGGUGGUGUUCGCCGAAAAGUACUUUGUGCAGCUGAAGCUGUUGACGUGCUUCGUCCUGCCCGUGCUGUUCGCGGUGUACGCGUUCGACGAGGAUUGGUACCCGGCCAUCAUAACCCAAUGGUUCCUCCGCUACUCCCUGCUGCUUAACAUCACUUGGAGCGUCAACAGCGCUGCUCACCUGUGGGGAGUGAAGCCUUACGACAAAAACAUCUCGCCGGUGGAAAAUCGAUUCGUGUCCUUCUGGGCGAUGGGCGAGGGAUGGCACAACUACCACCACGUGUUCCCGUGGGACUACAAGACAGCCGAGUUCGGUCACUACCAGCUAAACACUACCACCCUGUUACUCGACUUCUUCGCUCUGUUCGGCUGGGUCUACGAUCGCAAGCAGCCUUCCAAGGAGCUCGUGAAAUCGGUAGCCCAGAAUCGAGGGGAUGGCAACCACGGUCACAGCUGGUGGAAAGAAGUUUCAGAACCCGCAUCAAAAGAUGAUUAACGCGCGACUUUUCGCUGCUCCUAUUGUAGAUACUUUUUCUUUCCAUAACUGUUAUUUAUCGUACGGACAUUUAUUUUUCAGACGGACUCUGGUACCGCGGCGGUAGAAAGAAAAAUCGAAGCUUUAUCUUUCACAGCGCGCUCGCUUCUUUCUCAUCACGGAGAAGCGAGACGUCGUCGAGCUCGAAAUUCCACACGAAAAACGAUUUUAUCUUUUGGUUCGUAGGUGAGCCUACGUUAAAGGCAGCUUUAAUUGCAACAAGCGUCACGAAAGCGUCCACCUGUACGCCGUCCAUGCAAAAUCUAGAUGUAUACCUUUGCGAGUCCUUCAUUGUCGUUGUGAUUUUUCAUGUACGAGAAGAGAAGCAAAUAAAAGUCUGAAAAUGA
This is a messenger RNA of Phymastichus coffea, 1699 nucleotides long. Its product is annotated as acyl-CoA Delta-9 desaturase-like. The coding region runs from base 213 to 1313 and encodes 366 amino acids. Gene Ontology annotation, biological process: unsaturated fatty acid biosynthetic process. Lineage: Eukaryota; Metazoa; Arthropoda; Insecta; Hymenoptera; Eulophidae. Gene Ontology annotation, cellular component: endoplasmic reticulum membrane. The transcript has 6 exons. Gene Ontology annotation, molecular function: stearoyl-CoA 9-desaturase activity; iron ion binding. The record is from RefSeq and is a predicted model, not a curated record.